Messenger RNA from Moesziomyces aphidis, 2838 nucleotides. The record is from the annotation of a GenBank genome assembly. NCBI's taxonomy places the organism in Eukaryota, Fungi, Basidiomycota, Ustilaginomycetes, Ustilaginales, Ustilaginaceae.
AUGACAGCCAGCAACAAUCGCCCGACGUUCGGCGCAGGUGCCGAGUCCGUCGCGGCUCAGCCGAACAUUGCGAGGACGGCUCCUCCGUAUAAACGCCAGCGAGUCGAGCUUCUGUCCGAUCCGACUAGAGCCCAAAGCAGCCGAAUGCAGACAGAAGCCGGUGCCUCGCCCAAACGAAUGCACAUCGCAUCGCCCGCCGACGCACGCCCACCUGCACGGGUUGCAGUCGCCACGCCAUCAUCUCCCUCCACGCCCGGGCACCGCCGGCCGCCUCCGCUGGCCACCAAACCUCCGCAGCCGCCUUCUAGUGCUAGCGCCAGUAGGCCCGGCCCUUUGCCAGCUGUUCCUGCUCGCAAGCGCAGAUUCACUCGCAGUCGCUCGGGUUGCGCCACCUGCCGCGUCCGGAAGAUCAAGUGCGACGAAACGCGUCCGCACUGUCAUCGCUGUCUCGAGGACGACAGGCAAUGCGAGUACUUUCGUUCUGCCGGCUCGGCACGAACAGAGGCAGAGGUCAAAUCUCAAGCUGAGCCUUCCGGCGCCGACUUACACCCAGCCGCGCCGGCGGGCAAGCCAGCGCGGCUCUCCCAACAUCAGCAGCCUCAUCAUUCGCCUCGCCAGACAUCGGUUCGCCACAUAAGGCCCGGCCCAGCGCAUCAGCUUAGCUCUAUACCCACUGGUGACGCCAGCACAUCUGGUGACAUCACCUCACCAAAGCAUCUGGAUGACUGGCUCGAUCUCCUGUGCGCUUCCAUCGGAAACGACAUUCAGCACACUAGCGGCUCGGCCACCGCCGAUGCAUCUCAGCCAGUCGCCAAGAGGGACGACCAGCUCAGCGACACUUCCCGUCAGUCGACUGCGCAAGGCUCGGCACCCAGCGUUAGUGACUCGCAGUCGGAUCGCUCUGCUUCUCGAGAUCGACUCAAAGCGCGUUACGGUCGUCCGACCGCUGCCGCUUCCGCCAUCGCUGACCACACACUGGCUUUCGGAAGCGCGGAGGCGCGUUCCCCCAACUGGCUCGACGACGACUGGCUAUCGACAUGGACCGCCUCUCCCAGCGGCCCCACUGGCAUCCAGCACACUUUCGAUGGCGCUUCCGCCACACCAGUCUCGGCAAGCACCACCGCCGCGCGCCCGGGCCUGCAGCACAUACCCGAAGCCGAGCUGCAAAGGCGCAUCCGUGCGCUCUGCGUAACGCGCAUACAGCUAGAAUCCGUGUCGUUCUUCUUCAACACCACCGCUCGCUGCUUCCACCUGCUCUCCGCCGACACCAACGUAUGGCGCAUCUUCUUCGCCCAGCUUGCCGCCGAGUCUCCCAUGGUGCUCGACCUGGCAGGCUGCCUCGGUCUCACCCACCUCAGCCUCGCACAAGAUGAUCGUAAAAAGGGCCUCGCCCACGCUCACUUCUCGCGCUGCAAGACCGAAUGGGACGCUUUCGUCGGUCCGCUGCACACGCCCGAGCUCAUCGCGCUCGCGGCGGAACAGAUCAACUCGGCUCAUCGCGCACUCGAGCUGCUCGCCGGCACCAUUCUCAUCGCACACGUCGAGCAGUUCAGUCGAGGCUUCGCCACUAGCUCUCGAGCUUACACAGCUCUUGCCAUCACUGUCAUCCGACAGGUACUCGCCGGCGCACCAAACGGAACACCGGCUUCGUGGUGGGUCAAUGACCUCGACCAGGGUCCAGCAUCGGCAUUUCGCUUUUUUGUCCGCAUCCUGCUCUGGUGGGAGACCAUGUCUCGAACCAUGGGACCUGCCAGCGAGCAAGGCGAUGUGCUUGACAUCUUUGAGCACGUUUAUCGAUGGGACGAGUCCGACAGCCGCCAACAGGACCCGAUCGAGUGCUCUACUCAGUGCGUCGUAGGUUGGCCGCUGGAUCUGCUCGAGGCCGUCGAACGCAUCAAUCGCCUCAGCGCCGUUCCCGAGAUUGUGGCCUUCGUGCCACCGCCUGCCUCUUCCGUGCCGCUCGUCAUGCCCUCCGGAUCGCUCUCGCAUGCACUCGAGGACCAUGUGCCGCUCGAAACGCAACUGCAGAUCGACGCCAUCGAGUCUCAGAUUCGACUGUCCAGGCCUAUGCCGCUCACCCAAGAUGACAGCCUCGCCGCCGAGCUGCGCUAUCUCAUUUUCGAAUGUCUUCAGUCAGCCUCGCUCGUCUACUUUUGCAGAACGCUGCUCAAGUCGACCGAUGCUGCGUGGUUCGAGAUCGACAAGGUCACCCGGUUCCUCGAGCGCAAACAGCAGCGUCUUCGCACAAGCGGCGAAGUCAAAUCAGCGGGUCCGUCCUGCCCGCAGGAUCCGACCGGCGACCUGCAGGUGGCCCACGCUAUGGAGACGCGAGGAAAGUGGUGGAUCCGCGCACCGGACGGAGCCCUAAUCUGGGCCUACUUUCAGUGUGCCUCGGAGAUUUUCGGCGAGCUGGACGCGUCGCUGGAAUCCUCGGCGCUUGUUGUAUCGAUUGGGGGGCAUCGAGACCGACGGUAUCAAUUCGGCAGAGGCGAGCCAGUCAAGCUCGCGCUGGGAUCGGACAUCGUCAUCGGUGCCGACGCCUACGACAGCUUCGCGCGAUCGCGCUCAGAACGCAGGCAGCGCUGCCGUGGCUCGCUGCUGUUGUGGGAGAAGUUCGACGAGAUCCAGUGCCUCUUUCUCUGCCGGCAGCUACUCAAAGCCGUGUGGGAUGGUCGCGACCUGUACGAGCACGAGACGCGCCACAGGAUGCGUCUCAGCAAAAGCGCGAGCUCGCAUGCUUCGAUCGACGCUCCUCAAGACAUCGGCCGAUACGAUCAAGCGACCGAGCUUGCGCACAUCUGCCGACAACGGCGUUGGCGCCAGCCUCUGAUCUUUUGA